AACGAAGAUAGCUCUUCCAGAGUUACUGCCGGUCCCGAGCCCGGGUAAAGGAGGAGGGUUGAGCAUGGGGUUAGCAUCCCCAUCCCGUAGAAAACUAACUCGCUAAAAAACGCUUACCAGAAAAAUUAUUCAAACCAUUUAAACUCUGCCCUGGGAGUCAGAAGGUCUUCAUUUAGAAGAAUUAUGACGCUUCAUGGUGAAAGCCGAGUUCCUUCGGAAUCCACGAGGCCGAUGCCCUUUCUAACAACCAGAGCAAAAAUUUUUAUAGGUACAUGGAACGUCUGAACAAUGUGGGAGGCCGGAAAGACCAGUCAAAUAGCAACGGAAAUGAGGAGAUACAACUUGGCAGUACUGGGAAUCAGCGAAACCCAUUGGACUCAAGCUGGACAACAAAGGCUAAAUACGGGAGAGAUGCUACUAUACUCCGGUCAUGAAGAGGAAAAUGCUCCGCACACUCAGGGAGUUGCUCUAAUGCUGUCCAAAGUAGCACGAAAUGCACUUGUAGGAUGGGAAUCUCACGGAUCCAGAAUCAUCAAAGCAUCAUUCAAAACAAAGAAGGAGGGGAUCUUAAUAAAUAUUAUCCAAUGUUAUGCACCCACCAAUGAUAGCAACGACGAAAUUAAAGAUCAGUUCUACGAGCGGCUGCAGUCAAUCAUUGAGAAAUGCCCAAGGAAGGACCUAACUAUUCUGAUGGGAGAUCUAAAUGCCAAAGUCGGAAUAGACAACACCGGAUAUGAAGAUAUUAUGGGACGACAUGGACUGGGAGAGAGAAACGAAAAUGGAGAAAGAUUUGCAAAUCUAUGUGCAUUCAACAAAUUGGUCAUAGGAGGCACAAUAUUUCCACACAAGCGUAUACACAAAGCUACAUGGAUCUCACCGGACCACACUACGGAGAACCAGAUAGAUCUGUCAACGUGGCUCAGACUAGGAGUUAGUGACUUCAAGGAUUAAUGCUACAUUUUCGUUUGG
This is a messenger RNA of Schistosoma guineensis, 969 nucleotides long. The record is from the annotation of a GenBank genome assembly. Lineage: Eukaryota; Metazoa; Platyhelminthes; Trematoda; Strigeidida; Schistosomatidae.